Molecule: messenger RNA, 7617 nt
Organism: Schizophyllum commune H4-8
Lineage: Eukaryota; Fungi; Basidiomycota; Agaricomycetes; Agaricales; Schizophyllaceae
Exons: 24
Coding region: 1-7617 (2538 amino acids)
Source: RefSeq, a predicted model, not a curated record
AUGCGCAAACGGUUUGGCAGCGCGUUGUUGUGGUACUCCGUGCUGUACGCGCAGGUCCAGAAGAAGCUACAGCAGGUACUCGACAUUGCUCGUGUCAAGGCUUGUGAGGCUCAGCAAACCGCGGGCCUGACAAGCGACGGGUGCCGCAGUGCGUCCUCGACAGCGCCUCCAGCAACUCAUGCCACCCUUGCCGCAGCCAGCGACCAAAUGUCCGACGGGACCCCAUCCACGCGAGCCGGCGUAUCGCAGACUGGUGAUAACCCAGCUGGACCCAGGCCUUCUCCGCAUCUACAAGCUUGCUGCCCUCUCUGCUUUGGGUCCGCGCGACGCCUCAGUGAAACAAGCCCGACAUCCCCCGACUGCUUGGUAUCCAUCGACGUGUGCUUCUCUCAAAAACACAACAAGCAGCGUCGAGACCCCGUCUUCCUUCACCCAAACGACUUCAUGCUCGAUGAGGGGACGCUGACUAGCACAGCGGAGUGGGUGGAGGACUUACGCGGUAACGCGACUCCCUUGACGAACACAAAACGGCGACGACGCGCGCAGGCGGAUGAUGCCUCGUCCACAGACGACACGCCAACCCUGCCUGCCGAGUCUCUACAGCACUGCAAAGACAGCUUCAAGGCCGCCCAUGUACGGCGGCAUGAUGUGACAGCGGCGAUGGCGCUGUUGUGCAGGCAUGACGUGCCCCUCUUUUGGGCAAACAUGACGAGCGCAGGCGAGAAGCAGUACUACGUCGUGGCGCUCAUGGACGCCCUCAUGGAGCAUUUGCCUUCGGAUUGGACGAUCGGCUUUCUCUACGACAUAGCCUGUCAGACGGAAGCUAGCGCAAUAAAGUGGGGGAUCUUUAAUGGAUACCUUCACCGCAUCCAGUUUGCCGUCGCCGUCUUUCACGCCUACGGUCAUGACUGGCUUUGUCAGAGCCUGUAUCAUCCCCGCAAGCGAAUCGGAUUUGGUCUCACCAAUGGCAAAGGAUGCGAACGGUUCUGGUCGGCAAUUAGCAAGUUGAUUUCUUAUCUGCGCGUCGCAGGGUUUCAUCUGCGCCUCUUCACGCUCAAUGCCCAGAUGCUGCAGCUGGCGCAGACCUCGCUGCAAGACGCCGGUGCAUGGCUCACUCGCAAGCGGGCAUUGGUUCAGACCAAGCGCGAGGAAGCGAAGCGCCUGCUUGCCGAGUGCGGGCCAUUGGCGGAUGAUUUCUCCAUUCUCAUUGCUCAGACUAAACAGACAAAGGGUUCCUCGCAGGCUACAGCACAAAAGGAACUCGACGCUGUAUUAACCCUCGAGCAAGAAGUCAAGAAAGCAGAGCAGGCCGUCAAAGCCGCAGAGACUGGCAUCGCCGGGAAGGGCAAGAAGGCCGCUCCGCCUCGCUCGAAUGCGACUCGCGACGCAGAUGUCGAAGCCGCGGAAGCUGUCCUGCGCGUCGCGCAAGGGAAGUACAACCGCAAGGUUCAACAGCUGGGGGUAGAGGUCCAGGGCCGCUUAAGUCGCCUGAAAAAGAACAAGCUGCUUCACAGCCGCGCCAACGGCGUGGUUCUCCUGCGGAAGGUGCGCGACGCGGUCAUGUCGCGUCAGUUGGAGAUGGAAAGGGUGAAUCGCUUUCAAAAUAACAAGAAUGGAGACAGUGUUCUGCGACGCCAUGUGAGAACGGCUGUUGACCGUCGUGCGGGCACGUUGAAGGGCAUAGUCAAUCGGUACAACAAGGCCUGCCGGGAUCUCAACGCACGCAUAGAUGCUCAAGCCGCACGAAGCGGCCGAUGCUCUGUCCGGCCCCUCAAGGAACUGCCUGCGAAGGGGCUCUGGGAUCUCGACAUCGACAACGCAUGUUGGGAUGAGCUGAGUGCGGUGGCGGCACCACCUCCCAACUCUACCUGGUCCGACGGCAAACGAGAUGGACCUCGCCAUACGCGAGUGGGCAAUGGCUUCGUGCGACAUUGCCCAGCCGCAGGGAGUCGCGGAAACGCAGUGCGCGUGCGCUGCCUGUUUCCCGCCUUCAUGUCCAACGAGCUUGGGAGAGCAAUAGGCGCGAGAGUAACACGACGUGGGACGGUCUUCAGCGAUUUUGUCCCACUUCCAGAUGAUGUCGACCUGGAUGAACUCCUGAACGACGCAGCUGGACGCGACGACGAAGACGAUGUCGACCUGUUGCAGUCCGACUGCGAGGACGACUAUAGUGGGUGGGAUGAGGAUUCUCCCGCUGAGGAUGGACGCUCCUCCCCUCUUACCCCCAUCUCCGAUCUGGACGACGAACGCGACUACGAGAUCGGCGAAGGCAACGAUGACCCAACGCUGCCCCCGCCCCGCGCUCCCUUGCCAUGUGUGGUCACGGGGAAAAACUCCGCGCAGCAUAAAAGCAAGCGCCAGCGCAAGCAGAAGCGGCAGGCGGAAGGCGCUGCGGAUGGCGCCAACAAGCGCCGGCGGGAGGAAAAGGUUCGCGAGGCCGAGGAAUACAGGGCUUCAUGGGAUUUGGACGAGGCGCCGUCGACGAGCACUGCGUACACUGCGCUUCGAGACGCUGGUCGAUCUGGCAUUCCUGCGAUGUCAACGCUCCAAGGGUAUAGUUACCUUGCAUGGGACGGCAUCGCGGGCUGGCUAUGGCUAUGGAGCAAUCGGCGACGACUGCCUUAUCGUUCUCUACUGCCGAACGCGAUCACCGCCGCGGCAAGUUCGCGCUCAAAUCUCAUGGCAUCUCGCACGGGGGCGGUCAGAAGUCGCCGCGACCCCUUCGCCACCGCCCCGAGAACCGGCAAGAGCUGGACCGAUUGCUUGGCUUGCCGCUGUGUCUUCCAGUACUACGCAGAUACCAUGGCCAAGCUCUUCAAGUGGAAACCCGCUCUUCGCAACUACAAGAACUUUGCCAACAUCACAGCCCUCGGCCAAUUCAACGCCGACCAAGGUGGUCACCUUGUUAUCAUACCUCUCCGCCUCGUCAUCCGCUUCCCUCCCGGCUCGUCCAUUCUUAUCCCUUCCGCCAUCCUUGAACAUUUCAACCUUCCAAUCGGCAACAACGAGCACCGCCAGACAGUCACUCAGUAUACCGCGGGCGCAAUCUUUCGCUUCGUCGACAAUGGGUGCCAGAACAACGACGCGUACUACGCGUCCUUGGACAGGGAAGCGUCAGCUGUGGCCGUGGAAGCGUUGGUAGAGGCGGUGAAGGCGAAUCGCGCCCGGGCAAAGGAGGGCAUGCUCAGGAUGUCUACGUUGACAGACCUGCGAGCACAGUAUGCAAGGGAGGCGCAGGGGAUAUCGCCGACGAACUACCCGUUCCCUCGCUGCUCGCGCCUGCAGGAAACGUUCAACAUGCUCGCAGAACACGGCGUCGACGAGCUGGAGCAGGUGGCGUAUGACCUGUCGUCUGUAACCACUGUUCGAGGCCCGAGCGAGAUAGAUCAAGCGUUCUUCGAGCACCUAGAGAUGACCACGGUACGCUUGAUGCACGAGCGCGACGGUCCAAACCCCUUGAACGAGGUGUGGACGUCAAUCGGGCACGAGCGCGAGUUUCUCAGCGCCGUGUGGAUGCUACAGGCCAAUGUUCAUCGCGUCAGGGAGGUCUGCGCCGGGGUUUUCGCUUUGCAAUAUUCCUGCAUCCCGUCGGAGAGCACUGGGUCGUUCUACGCAUGGCCGAUAGAGAACGUAGUGAUCGAGGUGGACAUAAUGGGGAUCCCACAGCCGUCCAUUCGCCGGCAAGUAAGCUUCACCUACAAUGGCGAGGCGGCGCUCUGCGGCGUCGUCAUGGCGCACUGCAUCAAUUAUCUGAGGAGCGUCGGCAUCGACAUAGCGAGGGCUGCGCUGUUCUACAGACAGAUUAACGGCGCAUACCAGCGCGUGAGCUGGUGGGACAUUCUACCGAUCAGCCACGACAAGGUCCGCGUAGUUGUUUGUGGCGACAAGAAGUUCCUCCCGUCGCCUAGACCUGGGGAAGACUUUGCCGUUACAGACUAUGACAUCGCCGACUUUGCGCUCGUCCCAACCAACAAGAAAAUCAAGGUCUACUUGCAUUUCUGGCGCAAUAUGAAUCACGCCAGCAAGGAGCAGGUGCGAACGUUGUCCGAGGUCGUAUUAAUGGCAGUCAGCAUGGCUAUAGGCCUAGUUUCCCUGUUGGCUGGCGGAUGGGUGACGUUGGAGCACUACAAGGCCAAACUUGUUCAGAAGGCCAGCAUCGAGUGGGAGCUGGACUCUGCGGUGCUCCUGCGCGAGUAUCCCGACAACUAUCGAAUGGGCACGGCACCGACUGCCCUUCAGGUGCACUGGACGGUCCCCAUACCCGUUGGGCCGUACGAGGAGAGUCUGACGAUUUACGCCGCGUGUCCCACCUGCGCGCAGAUCGCCGGCGGUCGCUGCAUGCGCUACGGCGAGCAUUUGUCGACACGUUCGGAGCCGGAGGACGACGCGACACUUCGAGACGAGCAAGAGGCCGUCGAAGAGCGAGAGGCUCAAGUCAACGCGCAGAGGGAGAAGCUCAGGUCCCGGACCAAGCCUGCGCCGCCACCGCGGAAGGAAGAGAAGUCAGUCAAGGACGCGCCUGGCAAGAAGGCUGCUCCUCGCGGGCCUGGAAAGGGCGCCCCGAAGGCCACUGGCGACAAGGCGCGGACGCGCGCAGCGGGCAAGAAGAAUUGGGGCCCAGCAUCCUCCCAACGCCAACCCAAGGAGCGCGAACUGCAGUCCUCCACACCUCGCCCUCUGAAGAGUGUCACUCGCCGCCGACCUUCCCUUAUAGUCUCCGACGACGAGCCAGAUAUGGACCAUGAGCAAGGCGUGGAGGAAUCUACAGCGCGGCAUGUCCAGAAGUGUAGCGAGGGCCGUUCGCAGUCUUCCAUUAGUCGCGAAGGUAGUGAUAACCCUGGGGGUCCUGCAUAUGCUCGCCGAACCCCCAGGGCUUCACAAGUACCAGGGCGCAUGGUAUUGGACUACGUCGAGAUCCCGCCGCUCAACCAAACUCGCCAUGUGUCUAUGCAAGCCCCACCUGCUCCUACGGAAGGCCAGCCACCGCAUACCUCAAUGACCACUCCCAUCGGCCCAGACGCCUCUGGGGCGAAGCGUAAGCGCGCGCCAUCGGCAGAGCCUGUUCAUGAGCAAAUGGACACGUCCGCUACCCCAUCCGUCUCGCCUCGACCGACCCGCAAGAAAGCAAAGAUGGAGACCAAGGACAAGAGACGCAAGGGCAAGGGCAAGGGCGCACAGACGAAAACGAAAGUCGAUGGCAACGGCCGCGCGAUUGCCAUAGGUGGGAAAGCUCAAGGCAGGCAACCCAACGAUGACGCAGCUCAAGCGCGAAUUGAGUUUGGUGAUGCCUGGCUGGCGUUCAUGACGAACGAGCGCCCCGAUCCCCCCACGGCAUCCCCAGAAGCCGCUGCCGCCAUGAUGCGAGACAAGAAGAAGCGACGAGCCACAAAGUUUGCGAGCGCGUCCCCACCUCAAACUCCACAUAGUCCGACUCCCGCGAACCGCUUCGACUUCAGCCCUUCAACCCCGGAGCCGUCACCGUGUCCUCCCCCACGCCGAAUGUCGGGUGAAGGCGCCUUAUUGACUGAUCUGCAUUCCCUCGCUGCGACUUCGCGGACACGUCCAGAUGACGCUGUACCAACGGGCAGUCGAACGUCGAUGUUGCAGCGCAAGGGCACGACCGCAAAACCCGCGUCAAGACAGAAUGCGCCAAAGCCUGCCAAAACUCCUGCAAUGCCUGCAGAGGCGACGGUGACGAGCUCCAAGCGCAAGGGCAAGGGCACGACCGCAAAACCCGCGUCGAGACAGAAUGUACCUGACGCCGCGUCCUUGUUCGACCACUGCGAAGAGGAGACGCCGCGAGCUGGUCCGUCCGGAACGUCCGCAAAAUCUACAGGAAUCGGUCGCACGGACGGAACCGAUCGCGCAGACGAUUCGUCAGUGGACGAAGGCGACACAUCCCGCAGUGCAUCGUCCGAAGUGAAGGAUAAGAAAAAGACCGGCACCGUAUCUGACGACAUACGCCAAGUCGCGGAGCAGCUAGGGAUGGAGUACUUGCAGAGGAUACUGGAGCUCUCACGCGAGGCAGGGAAAGAUCCCGAGGAGUUCUUCAAGCUCGUUGGUUGGAUGCACAGUGAUUAUUGCGCGCCGCGCGACGAGAACAUGGCAAACAUGUUCGUGAAGGCUUACUCCGCUACAUAUGAAGGUGAAGACCGCACGGAUCUUCGGGCGAAGGGAACGGCAGCGUACCACAGCGAAAUCAAAAAGUUGACGGACAAGCUUGGACGGCCUCCUACCCAGUUUGAGAAGGCCGAGCACUUGCAGGCCGAGCUGCGUCUGGCAGCGGACAUUGCAGCAAAAAAGCGCACGUCUGGCACGAAGGGCAAGCGCCUGCGCACAAUGAAGGGCAUCGUGGAGAAGUUCACGCAGCAGGCUACGUUGCACUUAUUCCACGACGGCAUGACAGCCUUCGGUUGGGUGGUUGACACUCAUGCACUUCAGGAACACGCUGCUGGCGCGAUGAUGUUCGGUGCAGGAGAAGCAUUCGAGGCCCUGACGCGAGAAUAUGACGGCAACUUCCAUGAGAUGCUGGACAAGAUGACGCGGAUCUUGAGGAGCUGUCAGUUUCAAGUCCGUUCGAAGUGGAUAGACAGCGGGUCGGCCGCGAUGUUGAUGGACGAGAGUGAAGAUGCAGUCGUCUAUAAGCGACGUGAUUGGCGCCCAGGCACUCAGGAGAACAACUGUGACGGCUACUGGCGUAUCGUCAAGGAAUGCCUCCGUGAGGACCUUGCGCGGGGGUCAGUCUUGAUUGGCGUUUCUGUUAACAAGAAGGGCCAUCCGGGCGACCUACCAAAGCAACUUCCGUAUCGUAAGCUCGCCGACAUUCUCUACAGAUGGGAGCUCGAGCUUCGCGGAUGGCCUGAGGUCUUCAAGCGUUACGCCCCGGUCAUGUUGUCGAACGCGCCGAAGGAGGAUACUCCGCCUCAGAAGCCGCUCGGCAAGGAUUGGACGAGCACCGCAAGAGAUAUGUGGUUGUCGCGCAAGACAGCAGAGACCCGUAUACUCAACAAUGGCCUGACUGGCGAAGAAGCUCAGCAGGUGCUGCGGGAGUGCAACGCGCCCGCCAUCCUUCCAAUCCCCCGAGGAGUUCUUGAGGGAAAGGCGCUUGCGGACCUGGGCGCGACCCCAAUGGUGAUCUCCAGGGAAAACCACAGCGCCCUUUUCACUUGGGAAGAGCGCUCGGUUUGCUAUCUUAAGGAUGUGCAGGAGGAGACAGAUACGCGCGUGCAGUGGCAAGCUUGGAGGAAGAAAGGGAAAGGUCGGGCUGGUGAAUCCAGAUUGCAGAAGUUGGCGAGACGCAAUGGCGAGCCUGCAAGCCUGCCUAAGCCUCGGCGACGCGAGGCACCCAAGUCAAAGGCUAGACUUGAUGAGGACAGCGAUGUCGAUAUGGACGCUGAUACCAAAGCUCCUGUUGUCGCUAAUGCCAACAUGGGGAGGGACAAGGAGAAGGACAGCGAGGAUGAUGAUGACGAGGAGGAGGACAAGGAGGAGGACGAGGAGGAGGACGAGGAGACGGAUGAGGAGAAGGACAAGGAGAAGGACAAGGAGAAGGACAAGGAGAAGGACGAGGAGACGGAUGAGGAGACGGACGAGGAGACGGACGAUGAUGAGGAGUAG